AUGGAUAUUACAGUGUCUGAACUCAUGUCUAACUUCAUGGAUUCGCCGCUUGUGGUCUGGGUCAAGACUUUUGGACCCCUUGGGUCCAGUUCAGAAGACAAGCUCUCCAUGUUCAUGGAUUUAGUGGAUGGUGUCUUCCUUCAUAAGAUAAUGACACACAUAGACCCAAGCCCCAUGAAUCAGCGAGUCAACAAACAAGUCAACAAUGAUGUCAACCUGAGAAUACAGAACCUCAACACUGUCAUCCGACACAUUAAAAACUACUAUCAGGAGCAUCUUCAACAGCUCAUCCUCAUGAACCUGCCCAAUGUGCUGGCCAUCGCUAAGGACCCAUUAUCAGGUAAAAGCAUGGAGGAGGUGAAGAGACUGCUGUUGCUGAUACUGGGCUGUGCUGUUCAGUGUGAUCGUAAAGAAGAAAUGAUUGAGAAGAUCAAGCUGCUUGACAUUGAAACACAAGCUGCCAUCGUGACACACAUUCAGGAAGUAACUCACAACCAGGAGAAUGUCUUGGACCUGCAGUGGAUGGAGGUCAGGGAGAUCCCCGCCGAGCAGUUGGACCCUCUGUCUCGAACCAUGGCCUUUCACCUACGCAAACUCCUAGACGAGCGAGAUGAGUCUGCUGAGCUGAUCAUAGAGCUGACCCAGGAGAAGGACUAUCUUCAGUCCCAGCAGCCUCCUAGUCUCUUGGGCUUUCCUAGCCCUGAGCACAUGUCCAUGUACCCUGUCACCCUACUGUCUAAAGAAGAUCGACAACAUUUAACUGUGGAGCUAGCCGACACAAAGGCCAAACUGCGGCGAUCACGCCAAGAAUUAGAGGAGAAGGCUGAGCAGUUGAUCGAUGCCAAGAAUGAGAUUGAGCGUCUGGAUGCAGAGAUUCAGAAACUCAAGCAGGAGAACACGCAGGUGCUGGCAGAGGCACGUUCGGUGCGGGCGUACCGUGAUGAGGUGGAUGCUCUGAGGGAACGUGCUGGAAAAGUGGAUCGCCUGGAAACCGAACUGGCUCGCUGCAAAGAGAAGCUAAAUGAUAUCCAUUUCUACAAGACGCGCAUAGAGGAGCUAAGAGAGGACAAUAUAACUCUGCUGGAGACUAAGUCCAUGCUGGAGGAGCAGCUUUCAGGGGCCAGGGGGCGCUGUGACAAAUUACAUGAACUGGAGAAGGAGAACCUCCAGCUGCGCUCCAAAUUGCACGAUAUGGAAAUUGACAGGGACGGUGAUAAGAAACGUCUAGAGGAGUUGGUGGAGGAGAACAUGUUGCUGGAGAUCUCUCAGAAGCAAAGCAUGAAUGAGUCAGCUCACCUCGGCUGGGAACUGGAGCAACUGGCCAAGAACAAUGAAGUCAACGAUACGCGUAAGUCAUUUGUGUUUGAGCUGAAUGAGACAGCGUCUAGCCGACUGUUGAAGCUGGAGAAGGAGAACCAGUGCCUUCAGAGCACCAUUCAGGAGUUGAGAGAGGCUUCCAUACACAUGGAAGAAGGUCAGCAGCACGCACUGGAACUGGAAAGAGAGAAUCAGAGCCUCAGCAAGAAGUUGGAGCGUCUACAGUCCCAGUUGGACCAAGAGAAGCAGACGACUCAGGACAUGGAGAACCUUGGAGAAGAGCUGCUGACGGAGAAACGAAGACUGGAAAAAACUCUAGAGACAAUCCAGGCAGAUAAAGACAGACAGAUCUCUGAAUUGGAGCAGGAGAAAGAGCACCUGACCCAGGCUAUGAACUCCCUCCGCAAGCGUGCUCAAGUCAACAGUGAGGCUCGUGUGAGGGAGGUGGAGACAGAAAACCGGGUUCUCCACCAGACCAUCUCUGAAACAGGCAGUAAACUAGCUCGUCUGGAGGCUGAGAAACGACAGAUGACUAAAGAGCUUGACUCUUUCCUUGAAAGAGGAGAGCGCUGCGAGGAGCUGGAAAGGGAGUUAGCACACCUGGAGCGAGUCCGAGAACAGCUUCAGAGGGAAGCCGCCUCCUUGAAGAUUGGAAGCGAACGCGCCGAGGCUCUGGAGCGUGAGAACGCUACUCUGGAACAGGACAAUCGGCGGCUGAAGAAGCUGGCUGACACGGCGCAGAAUGCCAGCCUACGCUUGGCUGUUCUGCAGAAGGAUCACCAGCAACUUGAGGAGGAGAACCUGGAGCAGCGACGUACGUUGGAGACCCUACGACCAGCUGCCGCUCGCCUGGCUCAGUUACAGCUGGAACAUGCUGAAUUAGAGCGGGAACAUGAGGAGAUGUGCCGCACACUGGAGGAGCUCCGCUCCCAAGCCAAAAGAAGUGAAAGACUGGAAAUAAACUGCAGCAGCCUGAGCCAGGACAACCAACGGCUCCAGCAGACCCUGGACAACAGCGCCACCAAGAUUCAAGGUCUGGAGGGCGAGCUGAGGCAGAAUGAGGCAGAGAUGAAAGAUCUGCGGCAAGAGUUAGAGGGGUUGAGGCAGACGGUGACAUGGGCGGAAACAGUGGAGACAGAGAAGAGAGGAAUGGAACAGGAAUUGGGCCAGGUGGAGAAGGAGAAGAAGCAGCUGGAGAAGGAGACACGUAGGUUGAAGCAGCAGUUGGAGGUGAAGGAGACAGCGCUGGAAGAGAACUGCCUCAGGCUGGCCAGCAUGGAGAAAGAAAGCACAGCUCUCAAUAGAGAGCUGGUUCGCCUUAAAGAGGCUUCAGGGAGACUCAAAGAGCUGGAGAGAGAGAACAAAGACCUGCAGAAACAGGCCACCAUAGAUAAGAAGACUCUGGCCACACUAAGAGAGGAGCUGGUGAAUGAGAAACUGAGGGUGCAGCAGCAGUGUAAUGAACUGGAGAAGUUGAGCCACGAGCUGGAGAAGAUCGGCUUGAACCGAGAGAAACUCCUGCAGGAAGAACACAGCUGUGAGGACAAUAGAUAUAAGAUCCUGGAGACAAAGAUUGAGUCCGCACUGAAGAAGACUCUGGAUCUGAGAGAGGAGAAGAUCCAGAGCCUGGAGUCCCGCCUGGAGGAGAGCAGCAGCUUAAACCAGCAACUUCGCACUGAACUCUGCACUGUGAAAAAGAACCUGGAGGCACUUAAACAAAGGCAAGAGGAAGAGGCAGCUCACUCUGAGAUUUCCCAGCAGUCUUUGGGGCAGGAUGGAUUGGGCCUAAAUAAAGAGAAGUGGGAGAUGGAGCAUAGGGAGGCCACAGCCGAACUGCUCAAACUGAAGGACCGACUAAUCGAUGUUGAGAAGAAUAAUGCUGCCCUGCAGACAGAGAAAAAUCUUCUGAAGGAGCAGCUGAAGCAGUUAGAUUCCCAGAAUGCACAGCUCAACGCACAAACACUAGCUCUGCAGAAACAGGCAGCGUCUCUACAAGAACACAACACUUCUCUUCAUAAAGAAACGGCUAAACUACAGGUGGAAAAUUCGACACUAAGCUCCCAGAGCUCAUCUCUCAUGGCUCAGUACGGAGCUUUACAGACCCAGCUGCAGACUCUGGAGUCCGAGGCCGAGACCCUUCAGAAACAGCGCGAGGAGGCGUGUGCGGCCCGUGACCGAUUCACACAGGACCACGAGCACCUGCUUGCUGUGCACGAAAGGCAGGCGACUGAGUACGAGCAGCUCAUGACCCGACACACAGAACUGAAGAGCAGCCAGAGAGCUCUGGAGCAAGAACACCGCGCACUGGAGAGCAAAUACACGGUUCUCCUGAAGCAGAAGGAGGCUAUGGAGGCACUGGAGGCAUCUCUACACAGGGACAGGGAGAGUCUGGGAGAGGAAAUUCACAAGAACACUCUUAUCCUGGGGGAGAACCGCAGUUUGAGAGAAGAAGUAGACAGACUGACACAGACACACUUGCAGCUGAGGCGGGAGUAUGACAGCCUACAACUGCAGACCAAAGAACUGAAGACCUCUCUGAACGAGUCCCAGCUGGACCUGAACCGCUGGCAGGCGCGCUACGACCAACUCAAAGAGCAGCAUCAGGGCCUGGACAUCUCCAUGACCAAACUGGACAACCACUGUGAGCUGCUAACCCGUUUGAAAGGAAACUUGGAAGAGGAAAACCAUCAUCUUCUCAGUCAGAUCCAGAUGCUCAGCCAACAAAAUCAGACCCUUCUAGAGAGAACCAUGGAGAGCAAAGAACUUUACCACGAAGAACAGAAACAGUACAUAGAUAAGCUGAAUUCUUUACGACGACAGAAGGAGAAAUUGGAGGAGAAGAUCAUGGACCAGUAUAAGUUCUACGACCCGACUCCUAAAAAGAGCAGGCAUUGGGCUGGAGCCAAAGCAAUAGUGAAAUUCAUCAAACCUAAGAAAGAAAGUCAACGAGAACGAACUGACGCGCCACAUGAGAGACUCCGAAGCGCUCCAGACAUCCCUCUGCCGGAGAUCCCCACAUGUAUAGACUGUCCCGAGAGCACACCACCACUGCCCCCCAGACAGUCCCGCCUCAGCGUGGACUCUAUGAACAACCCCUCCGCAGAGGAGAAUCAUAUACAGUCCCCGACCCUUUCACCUGCCCUCAACGGCCGAGCCCCCCCAGCAGCGAAGCGUUUCUUCUUUCUCAGGAGCAAGAGCCAGGGGAAAAUGCGCGUUCAGGGGACGCCGCCGGCCUCUCGACGAUCCAUUACCAGACGCCUUCGCUUCUGGGCCUCAUCUGACAACCUUGUUCCCUGUUCCCCCACCGAGCCUUUUUCACAUAUUGGCCAUUUCUAACACUUCAUCCUUUCCAUCAUCAUCACAGCUGCUUACCUCAUCAUUGCUCUCCCCAUCGACCAUUAUUAAUUUUUCUUUUUAAACAAGCAUCAAGCUACUCUUAUUAGGCACCAAUAUCACUCUGAGCUAAACGCUAAAGAAAGAAACACAAUAGAUUUUCCUGUCACUCUCACCACCACAGGCCCACAGUGCUAAAGUAACACACACACACUCGCACAACACACACCUUGCAAGACAUAUAAAUGCUCUGGGACCAGGCUGCUGGACUCUGAAUGCAACCGUGCAGUAAGUAAUGUGUAUUUAACCGAGCAAAAUGCUGUCAGCUUUGCGCUUGCCAUGAAAAACAGGGCUUGAAUUUCGGCGGGGCUUGAAUUCCCCCAGUUUCCACGCUUGUAACUGGAAAUUCCCGCAAAUCUUUCAGCAUGAAAGACGGUCGGGACAGAUGACGGAGUGUGUCAUUUGCACUUGCUUCUGAGUCUUACGAUAUUUAACACGCAAGUGCGCGAUUCAGUAGUUGCGCGCUCUCUUUGAGACCUCUUUCUGUGAGCUCGCACCCGAAGCGCGCGCACAUAGAGCGCAUCUUGAGAGCGCGUGACUACAAAAUGAAGUUGUGUUGCGUCUCAUUGAGUGUAAACAGUCAAAUACAUACAAAAUUGUCAAAAUGCCCAUCUUGAUGAGUAUUCACGUAAACAGUCGAUUUAUACUAAACAGUUGGGAAACAACACUUGUAUAACAGCUAGAUCCGUACACGAGGUCUUAAAGAGACAGCAACCCAAAUAAACCUGCUGCUUAUUUAUACAUUGAAGACUAACCAGUGUUAUUUUAAAGUUCCAAAUAUUUUUUCGUUUCUGUGGCUUUUCUGAAUUUAUAACUACCUGACAAACACGGCUAACUUUAUAUUGUUUUUGUUUGUUUUGCCAUUGAUUGUCAUUUAUCUAUUCAUACUUUAUUACUGACAGUUUACUGUUCUUUUUAAGUUCAAAUAAAAUCAAUUCAGAGUUUGAAAUCAAAGUUCUUUUUAAGGAUCUUCCUCACAAUACAAAUAUGAAUCAACAACAUUAGAAACUGUAAAACAGUUACACUGGGUGAUGAAACCUCUAUGUUGGAUGAUUGUAGUUAAAAAAUAUGUUUUAAAAUGACCCUAACUCCUUCCUCAAAUUACCCUACCCCAUAAGAGCAACCUAAAGGGGGAAUCCCCCCAUUUUUCAAAACGAAAUUCAAGCCCUAAAAAAUGUGUGUGUGAUAUUGCUCAUGCUGAAUAAGGUGGGCUGAUGUGACCACAGUUGCUGCCUGCAGUCAAUAGUAAUCAAAUGAAGUGCAUGCAUACAGACAGAGAGAUUGAAGGAGAAAAAAGUGACAACUUAGAUUUAUGCUGUGUGUAUCGAUGCGUUGCUUGUGAACUUGCAUUGCUAAAGGUUUGCUCGUUUUCUCUGUACGUCCACUGUGUGUUAUGUGCAUGCGACUGUUUUGGAGUGUUUAUAUGCAAAUCAGAUAGACUUGGCUGAGAUCCAUUGAUUUUUAUGUAGGGCACAUUACUUCCAAAACCGAUUCUUGGGGUUUGUCCCAUAAUCACCAUUCUUAGGACAGCAAUAGGUAUCUUAAUUGGAUUUAGAUUUACAUGAAGCUAUUGCAUUUAUCGUGCGACCUACAGAAGGAAAACCUCAAUGCAUGCACAUCCUGUGAAAUUAUUUCUGAUGUGAAACGGAUGUUCACAACUUGAAUUUCUGUGACUGGUUUUGUAUUUCCUCAUCUAUUUUUAGUUUUAUAUAUUCUAAAAAUGAUGCACAUACACAUAAUGCUUGUUCUGAUUUGGUAUUGAGUUCGAGCAUGAUGCUCAUAUAGACAAUGUGUGUUUGAGUUUGACUUUUGACAUUUCCCCUUCUCAUUUCUGUCAUUAAAAAAGAAAAUAGAGUUGCUUAAAGGAGCAAAAGCAACUUAGUGGUUUGCACAUGCACUCUGACACGUUGCACCCGGACACAUCAGUAAGUCAUCCACAAAACUCUUCACACACUGAAGACAGACCAAUUUUUGCACAUGCUUACAAAUUCUUUUUAAAACCCAAGUUCAAAACCUGACAGAAUACAAAACUGAAAAAGGCAGCAGCUUGCAAUAUUUCUAUAGAAUUAAAAUACUGAAAUAUACUGAAUAAUAUUUGCUAGUUUUGGAAGAAGGAGUUGAUUUGAGAGAAGUGUUUUGGUAGUUUUCGUGCUUAGUGGAUAUGUAAUUAACCACUGUGCUAAGAUGAGAGUUUGUGUGGCGAAAUGUGUGAAAAAGUGAGUAUUGGGAAAUGUCCUAGCAAAUGUAAAGCCUCAAAAAUGAUCUAGAAUUACUCUUAUCAGUAGUUUAGACCAUGCUUUUUGAUGCAUUGAGCCAUGGUGCUCAUAUACAGAAUAGAUGAUGCACAUUAAAGUCUGCUUUGUGACGUUUCCCAUUUCAUUUUGACAUUAAAAGUGGAACAAAGAACAAAACACUCUUGAAAAAGCGACCUAAGUAUUGAGAAAUGUGUUCUACCAAUUGCAAGGACACUCAAUGUAAAUGUACUCUACAUUGAGUCAUGGUGUUAAUACAGACAAUGCAUCUUUAAAUCUGGCUUGCAACCUUUCCCUUCUUAUUUAUAUAUACUUAUACAUUUAGCGGACGAUUUUAUCCAAACCGACUUACAGUGCAUUCAGGCUACACAUUAUAUCAAACCCACAACCUUUUGUGCUGCUAAUGCAAUGCUCUACCACUGAGCCAAAGGAACACAUGUAGAACCACUCUUGAUGAUUUUUCAGGCAGUUAUAGAAACGACUUUCUGCUUUUCUAAAUCAUGUGAGGGAUCGUCUCCAGCAUGACUCUAAUAAAGAGAGUCUCACGGAGCACUAGAGAGUUCCAGCUGGUGUUUUAGUUUGGCCACAGCAGUCGAGCUUGAAGGAAUGUUUGGGGUGAAAUACAAGUUGAACUCUAUCAAUAGCAUUUGUGGCAUGAUGUCAGUUCAAUAAUAAUAAUCAUCAUAAAAAGAAUAUGACUUGUUCUUCAAUUUGGAAAAGCAAACAAAAUUCAUGUUUACAGUAAUAUUUGUGUCAGUGGUGCAAGACAUUUCACCAGACUGUAUGUUGAAAUGGGAACUUGUGGCUAUGUCUAGACUAUAGCCACAAGACUUAAACUGAUAAAAUCAUUCACUCACCCUGACCCAAACCUGUGUGAGUUUCUGCCUUCAGUUGAACACAAAAGAAGAUAUUUUGAAGAAUGUUGAUAACCAAACCAGAUGCUUGUAGUAUUUGGCUUCAAUAGUAUGGAGAUAGUCCUAUUCAAGAGAACAGAUUUAGAGAGUAGAAGGUAAUUCAAACAGGUUUGGAACAACAUGAGGGUGAGUAAACUAAUGACAUUUUCAUCUUCCCUAAGAUAUGAUUCAAUAUCAUACACGUUUUUGUACAAUCUUUCAACUUUUGCAUGACAAGUCCAGCGACCUUUGGAUGUUGAAUAUAAUUGUAAUAUUUAUAUGGAUCAUAAUAAGACAAUGUUGUCACCUUUACAUCUCAACUAACAUAUUUUUGUAUGAAAUAACAAUUAAUAAGAAAACACUUGCCCUAUAAAUGUUCAGUGUAGGAGUAAAACUGAAACCCAAGUAUGAGUCACAGAUGCUGCUGAUAGAGCUUGACUUUGUAUUGAACCUGGAAUGUUCCCUUAACUGUCUUAACUCCUGCUUAAGUGUUUUUGAUGUUGAUUUAUUUUACUAACACAUGCUUGUGCUUUUGCCCCGACACCUUCUCCUACGCAGGUGCCUGCAGCGUCACUGGAGCCCAGCAGCAGCGCUUGCACUGCACAUGUUUUGUAUGCACUCGCAGAUACUGACCUUUUCUCUUGAUAAUUUUGUUUAAGUGUUGAACGGCAGUGGAGGGAGAGGAAGAGAGGGCUGUCGCUCAGUAGGGGGCGGUAGU
Molecule: messenger RNA, 8573 nt
Organism: Carassius auratus (goldfish)
Lineage: Eukaryota; Metazoa; Chordata; Actinopteri; Cypriniformes; Cyprinidae
Product: protein Daple-like
Exons: 26
Coding region: 1-4653 (1550 amino acids)
Biological process (GO): cytoskeleton-dependent intracellular transport; cytoplasmic microtubule organization
Cellular component (GO): centrosome; cytoplasm
Molecular function (GO): microtubule binding; dynein light intermediate chain binding
Source: RefSeq, a predicted model, not a curated record